GACAAAGGGAGCGAAAGGCGGUGACUUCAUGGGCGGGGACCCGUCGGAGCUGGAGUGGGCCAUCCAGACGUUGGUGAAGAACUAUGACAAAUACGCUGGGAAACGUGGUUGCUGCUGCUGCAAGAGACGGCGAGGCAUCAGCAAGAAAGGUUUCCGGAAGAUGCUGAGCCAUGAGCUCAACCACAUGCUCACGGACACGAAGAACAAGCACGCCGCCGACAAACUGAUCUGCGACCUGGACGAAAACCAAGAUGGCAGGAUCAGCUUCAACGAGUACUGGAAUCUGAUCGGCGGCAUCGCCGGCCCAAUCUCAUGCCUGAUCCGGCAACAGGAGGAAAGUGUGAAGUUCACCAAGUAGAGAGCCUUCCAGGGAGCCCGGGAGGAUUCCAGAUCCGAGUUCAGCCACCCCCCGUUCUCUCUCUUCUCAAAACCAGCUCGCUUUUCGCCUUUAUUGGGCCAUCACUGUGGCUCGGCUGGGCUACACAUGACACCCACUCGCAGUGUGUUUGUGUGAAAUCCAAAUCCGUAAUGGGGGUCAGGAAACGGGAACCCACCUCCGGAAAUUCUUAGUCCCUCCGUCUGUUCUUUUGCAAGAGUUAUACCUUGGGAUAUGGUGUCUGGGACGAUGUAGACAUGGCUUCCCAAGCGUCAGUCCCCAGAUGUUCUUGGACUACAACUCCCAGAAAUCCUGGCCAGGACAGUAGUGGUGAAGGCUUCUGGGAGUUGUGGUCCAAGAACCUCUGGGGAACCGAGGUUGGGAACCACUGAAUCUGGGAAGUCUACCAAUGUACUAUCACCUGUCAAUUUAUGUACAGGACUGAAAUAAAGUCGGAGUCAGA
This is a messenger RNA of Pogona vitticeps (central bearded dragon), 839 nucleotides long. It is a transcript of the gene S100A16, whose product is annotated as S100 calcium binding protein A16. Gene Ontology annotation, cellular component: perinuclear region of cytoplasm. Gene Ontology annotation, molecular function: calcium-dependent protein binding; calcium ion binding. The record is from RefSeq and is a predicted model, not a curated record. Lineage: Eukaryota; Metazoa; Chordata; Lepidosauria; Squamata; Agamidae.